Vitis riparia (riverbank grape) is the source of this 1403-nucleotide messenger RNA. Its product is annotated as probable inactive purple acid phosphatase 28. Lineage: Eukaryota; Viridiplantae; Streptophyta; Magnoliopsida; Vitales; Vitaceae. Gene Ontology annotation, molecular function: hydrolase activity, acting on ester bonds. The record is from RefSeq and is a predicted model, not a curated record. The transcript is spliced from 3 exons. Gene Ontology annotation, cellular component: cytoplasm. The coding region runs from base 13 to 1209 and encodes 398 amino acids.
UUUGUGGGAGCGAUGGAAUCCUCUGUGAACCAAAGAUGGAUCAUCCACUACACCUUCCUCUACUUCACCUUCAUCUCUGCAACUCUCUAUCUCCUCCAAACCCUAAUCUCCCCUCAACUCAUCUUAGGCCAUCAACCCAUCACUCUCAAGACAAAUCCUCCUCUCCCUCUCCGCUUCUCCUCCCUUGGCGCCUUCAAAAUCCUCCAGGUGGCCGAUAUGCAUUUCGGAAACGGAGCGGUGACUCGGUGCAGAGACGUGUUGCCGUCGGAGUUCGAUGCCUGCUCCGAUCUCAACACCACUCGGUUCCUCCGCCGGUUGAUUGACGCGGAAAGGCCUGAUUUUGUUGCCUUUACAGGAGACAACAUAUUUGGGACAAGCGCUGCUGACGCUGCUGAGUCUCUGUUUAAAGCUUUUAGCCCUGUCAUGGAGUCUAGACUUCCUUGGGCUGCAGUUUUGGGAAACCAUGACCAGAAAUCAACCAUGACUCGUGAAGAAUUGAUGACAUUCAUCUCCCUUAUGGACUAUUCACUCUCACAAAUCAAUCCUCCUGAAGAUCCCUCCGAUCCUGCCAUUGGACGCCUUUUAGGAGAUAUAGACGGGUUUGGGAAUUAUAAUCUCAGUGUCAAUGGUGCUGCAGGUUCCCAUCUGGCCAACAGCAGUGUCCUCAAUCUCUUCUUUCUGGAUAGUGGAGACAGAGCUACCGUUGGGGAACUUCAAACUUAUGGAUGGAUUAAGGAAUCACAACUUCGCUGGCUUCAUGGCCUUUCUCAAGGAUUUCUUUCGCCUCCAACCGAAACCCCGGCCCUGGCUUUCUUCCACAUCCCAGUCCCGGAAGUCCGGCAGUUGUACUUGAAAGAGAUUGUGGGUCAGUUUCAGCAGCCUGUAUCGUGUUCAAUGGUUAACUCUGGAGUCUUACAGAGCUUGGUCUCCAUGGGAGAUGUAAAGGCUGUGUUUGUAGGCCAUGAUCACACGAAUGACUUCUGUGGGAACUUGGAUGGCAUAUGGUUUUGUCAUGGCGGAGGGUGUGGGUACCAUGGAUAUGGUAGGGCAGGGUGGCCAAGGAGAGCCAGGAUCAUAGUGGCUGAGCUUGGGAAAGGGGAAAGGGCUUGGAUGGGCGUGGAGAGGAUCAGGACAUGGAAGCGACUGGACGAUGAGAAGCUGAGCAAGAUCGAUGAGCAAGUCUUAUGGGACCUCCACCGCCCUCAGUAAUCUGCAGGUAUUGAAGCUCAGUACUUCACCCAGAACCCAGCAAUGUCUGUAUUCUGUAUAUAUUCACUGUGUAAUCAUAAAUUCAUGAUUAUUAGAAACCCCAGUGUAUGUCUUUUCACUUUUUUUUAAUCCAAGGAUACGAAAAUGGAUCUUACAAAAAGAAUUCAAUGGUUUAUAGGGCAAAGUACUCAUAA